Messenger RNA from Xiphophorus maculatus (southern platyfish), 509 nucleotides. RefSeq names its product beta-2-microglobulin-like. Gene Ontology annotation, molecular function: MHC class II protein complex binding. Gene Ontology annotation, biological process: antigen processing and presentation of exogenous peptide antigen via MHC class II; positive regulation of T cell activation; immunoglobulin production involved in immunoglobulin-mediated immune response. The transcript has 4 exons. The record is from RefSeq and is a predicted model, not a curated record. The coding region runs from base 123 to 473 and encodes 116 amino acids. Gene Ontology annotation, cellular component: MHC class II protein complex. NCBI's taxonomy places the organism in Eukaryota, Metazoa, Chordata, Actinopteri, Cyprinodontiformes, Poeciliidae.
AGUCUUAUCUGGGUCUACUAACAUUUUACUUUCGAUUCGAGUUGUUGCGCAGUUUGUAUCAUCGUUUUUAUACAAAGAGAAAGCACCUUCUUCUGCCAGAGACUGUCUUAAAACAGAGAAUCAUGAAGGAGUUGGUUUUCCUGGUCGUUGUUCUCUACGCGUCUUCUGCUGUUGUGGCUAAAACAGUCUCGCCCAAGGUGCAGAUCUACAGUCGCAACCCUGGGCUGUACGGGAACAAAAACGUCCUCAUCUGCCACGUCAGCGGCUUCCACCCACCGGAGAUCAAAAUCGAUUUGCUGAAGAAUGGACAGGAAAUAAAUGAUUUCAAGCAGACUGACCUGGCCUUUGAGGAGAACUGGCACUACCACCUCACCAAGCACGCAAAUUUCACUCCAGUGGAAGGAGAGCGCUACAUGUGCAGAGUGACACAUGUGGGAACGACAACACAGCAUGAAUGGGAGGCUGAUGUGUAAGACGUACAUACUGUACCACAGUAAAGGUGUCUCCUG